This is a messenger RNA of Frankliniella occidentalis (western flower thrips), 1242 nucleotides long. RefSeq names its product fibrinolytic enzyme, isozyme C-like. Gene Ontology annotation, biological process: proteolysis. NCBI's taxonomy places the organism in Eukaryota, Metazoa, Arthropoda, Insecta, Thysanoptera, Thripidae. Gene Ontology annotation, molecular function: serine-type endopeptidase activity. The record is from RefSeq and is a predicted model, not a curated record. The transcript has 4 exons. Bases 111 to 1136 code for a protein of 341 amino acids.
GGCGGCCCAUCGAGUACCGCAGCCGUUUAUCGCCGCAUGGCCGGAGGACUCUAGAGACGCGCGACACUUAAGGACCCGCGGCAGAAGCGGUCAGGACAAUCGCGUGCAGCAUGUCGCCGCCCGCGAGCGUCCUGCUGGCCUGCGCGCUCUGCGCGUCGGGCGCCCUCGGCGCCGCCCUCCCGCACGCUCUGGACGUCUCCGUCAAAGAGGUUGUCCUCGGGUCGACGCCGUCCCCCGGCUCGCCGGCGCGGCCCUCGUACCCGUUCGCCCCGGUGCCUCUGGGCCUCGGCCACCGCCGUUUCGUCGACAUCGGCAACCAGAUCGUGGACGGGAACAACGCGGACGUCAACAAGUUCCCGCACCAGGUGUCCAUGCAGGUGGUGAUGCCCAGAUGGUUCGGCACGGAGGCCGACCCGCAGCACAUCUGCGGCGGCACCCUGGUCGCCGAGCAGUGGGUGUUGACGGCCGCGCACUGCCUGUACGGCGUGCCCUCCAACGCCAGGAGGGUCGAGGUGCUGCUGGGAGUCUCCUUCCUCUCGGACAAGGGGAGCAACGCGCAGCGCAUAGUCGUGAGCAGGAUGCUGGCGCACGGCGACUACGUCCCCGCGGACGACACCCACAGCGGCGUGGGUCCUAACGACAUCGCGCUGCUCAAGCUCUUCCACCGUGCCGUCCUGGCGCAGGUCGGCGGCGCGCCGAGGCUCGCCGCCCUCCCCACGGUCGACGUCGUCCCCGGCGUCCCCGGUGACGCCACCCUCACUGGCUGGGGGAGCACCAGCACGGACAGCAACAGCCCCUCGUACCCGGACGGUCUCCAGCGGAUCACCUUCCCCCUCAUCACUUACUCGAGCUGUAACUCCUUCGUCUCCCGGUCGAUCCCCAACGAGCCCAACCCGCUCGCCCCUUCCAACCUCUGCACGAUGGACAAGCAGAAUCCGCGGGCCUCCUCCUGCAGCGGCGACAGCGGCGGCCCCCUUGUGCAGGCGCAGCCGGCGCAGCCGGACGGCUCGACCACCGUCAUCGGCGUGGUGUCCUGGGGACUCAAGGACUGCGGCGCGGAGCUGUUCCCCUCCGUGUACACGCGCGUGUCCGCCUUCGUGGGCUGGAUCAACGCCGUGGAGGCCAAGUACCAGUAGCGGCAGGCGAGACGCACCAGCCCUUCACCUGCCCGUCACCAGUCCGAGCCGAGAGAGGGGAAAGGAGAACGAAACAAAACAAAACAAUAAAGACACCGCGACUUCG